CCUCUGCGGUCCGAACCGAGCCGGGCUGCUGGAGGUGGAGUCCAAGCUUUACCCAAACUUUAGGACGGGGCGGUACAGGGAGGAGCAGCACAGAGACUUCCUAAAAACAGGUUCCUGUCGUCUGCUCACGCAUGUUGUUCUUCCUCAAGUUCUAAAACUCCAGCAAGAACCGAACUCGUCCAGACCUGGCCCCUUAAUUUUCACUCUGGCCGCUGAUGAACGUUUGCCUUACCAGUUCUAGACCUCCUGGAUGGAGACAGACCGUCUGCUGACCGGGGCUGAGGACCAACACAGCGGGGACUAUGGCUCUGGCCCGGCCAGAAGCGGCGGAGAUUCGCGGGGAAGCAGGCGGAUGUCUUACUCUACUGCUGGGGACUACUGCCGUUUGGACGGAGAUGAUGAGGACCUGUACAUCCAGCAGGCAGUUGUUUUUAUUGAAGAUGCCAUCCAUUACCGCUCCAUCAACCACCGGGUGGAUGCCGGGUCUCUUCGUCUCUAUCGAUGGUACUACUCAAGAAUAUGCCAGUGGAUCUUGGGCACCAUCAUUGCAGUUGUGCUGUUAUUGGCGUUUGUAGAACGUCCUUCCUCCCUGUCCAUCUCUUCAGAUCCCCGCCACCAAUCCAACCGAUGGGAACCUCCCUGUGGUGCCCCAGAGAGCGUCGAGAUGCUCUGUCUCUUCAUCUUCUGCCUGGAUCUUGCUGUCAAAAGCUACCUGAUUGGCUGGGAGGAAUUCAGGAAGAGCAAAUGGCUGAUCAGCUACACUGUAGUCAUUUGUGUUUCUGUCGUUGACUGGGUGCUCUCUGUCAGCAUGGAGUGUGAUGAGAAAUUGAGAGUACGACGGCUUGUCCGGCCAUUCUUCCUUCUGCAGAACUCCUCCCUGAUGAAAAAGACACUGAAAUGCAUCAAGAGAACCCUACCUGAGAUUGCUAGUGUGAUUCUGCUGCUUGCUCUGCAUCUCUGCCUCUUCACCAUGAUCGGCAUGCUGCUGUUUGCUAAAAAUGCAGAUCAAAAGAAGAAUGGUGAGUGGGAGUUACAUUUCAAGAACCUGACCACCUCCCUAACUUCUCUGCUGGUGCUGCUCACCACAGCUAACAAUCCUGAUGUCAUGAUCCCUGCCUAUUCCCUCAACCGAUGCUACGCCAUUUUCUUUAUCACCUUCAGUAUCAUUGGAACAUAUUGUCUGAUGAACUUGCUGACCGCCAUCAUCUAUAACCAGUUCAGGGGAUAUUUACUGAUGUCGGUCCAGACAUCCAUCAUUAGGAGACGGCUGGGGAUCCGAGCUGCUUUCCAUGUCCUUAGCUCUCACAGAGCACAGACAGAAACACAAGAACUUGUGAGAGUCGAUGCUGUGCUUCAGGUGAUGUCCAGAGUCAACAUGAAGCACUUCUACAAAUCAGCCAUGACAGCGGCAUCGCAGCAGUUUGCAGAACAAGGCUACAUGGAUCAACAGCAAUUCAGGAGGAUAUUUGAUGAACUGGAUAAAGAUUGUAUCAAGGAGCAUCCUCCUUUACCUCAGUAUACAUCUGCAACGCUGCAAAAACUUCAGGUGGUCUUCAGUCACUACUACCUCACUGUCCUAGGAAACCUGGUGGCACUGGCCAAUGUCUUAUGCAUAUGUACUAUCCUGGUUCUGAACUCUGAAAAGUCAACUGAAGAGAGAGACAACAAUGUCUUAGAGGUUAUCAACCUCUGCUUCAUCCUCUUCUAUCUUUCUGAAAUGAGCGUCAAGAUAUUUGCUUUUGGAUGGAGGGGAUACCUAUCCUACAGGAGCAACAUUUUUGAUGGCUUCCUCACCGUUCUGUUACUGAUCCUACAGAUUGCUAUAUUCAUCACCUACAGGCUCCCUUAUUCCCAGGAGCCUUCAUCUCGUGGUGUGAUGUCUUUGUGGGAGAUGGUUCGCCUGGUUAACAUGCUGAUUGUCUUCCGGUUCCUGCGCAUCAUCCCAGAUAUCAAGCUCAUGGCUCUGGUUGCUAGUACUCUGCUGGAUCUGGUGAAAAAUCUCCGAGCAUUUGCUGGGAUUCUAGUGGUAGUGUACUACGUGUUUGCUGUAUUUGGGAUCUGGCUGUUUGAGGGUGCCAUUAAACCUCCUCCACAAAUGAGUGUGUUCUCCAUGGACAACACCACAUCUAACUUCAGCACAGCGUGUGGCACUUACGAACAGCUGGGAUACUGGCCCAACAACUUUGACGAUUUCGCUGCAGCCAUUAUUCUGCUCUAUGAUGUCAUGAUCGUCAACAACUGGCAGGCCUUCAUGGAAGCAUACAGCAGAUACACAUCAGAGUGGUCCAAGGUGUACUUUGUGUGCUGGUGGCUCACCUCCUCUGUGAUGUGGGUCAACCUGUUUGUGGCUCUCAUUCUGGAGAACUUCAUCUAUAAGUGGGACCGUAGUCACAGCUGCUCUGUUACAGAUGUGGAGAAAAUCCGAUAUGAAACUUCAGUCCAGUUCAUGUUCAAAGAACAGAUCCAAGAACCAACUGAAGAGGAAUUAGCUUGCCAGUUACACCAGCACCCUCACCUCCACCUGGAAUGGAGACAUGAACAUCAGAACAUUAGGCCCUCUCUGCCUUCUCUGAGGCCCUGAAGCUGCUGGUGGAGUAGGAAGGUGUUCAAAUAAAUCAAAAGUAGACUUUCCCUUCAGAAGAACUAAGCACAAGGAUUCAACUGGAGGUUUACUUUGAAACUCAAACCAUUAAUUGGGUUAAUUCAAGAGUUUUGAAUGUGUAGGUUUUUUGUUUUUUUCUCUCUACAAAAAGUUGCUGUACCAAAUCUGUCAUUUACAGAAAAGUAAGCCAUAUUUUCUCUUUUUUUAUUAAACUGGAGUCGUUUGAACAAUACUGAACCAGGAGAGAGAGCAGAGGAGGAUAUGGGGAUGUGGUGGAGGUUCAGAGCUGCCAUGGCCUCUUGAACCAUUAAGACUGAGAAGCAGCAGUAAUUCCUCUGCCAGGCGAGAAAACGGGAAGGCCUAUUUCCUUAGAGCUCUGACUAUAUCCAAACAGCACUAAAUACAAAAUCAGUUCUCUGAUUUAUAGUUCAUUCACCAACAUUCUUGGUGCUGAUUGAACCCACUGUGGUCACCAUGACAUAAAUUACUCUGCAAAGUGCAAAAUAUUUGACUUCUGCACAGCACAACAUGCCUGAAUUAAAGUAGCUGCGCAAACCGUUUUUAACUCGACUUAUGACCUUUCUGUCGGGUCAGAUUCUAAUACAAUUGUCAGUGUUCGGGCCAUCUACUAUCAGAUAAGCCCAACUCAGUCAGAUACACCCUGCAGGGUCACGGCUUGGCUAAAUCAAGCGCUCCCUCUAAUGUGUUGCAGGCACAAACAUGUUAGAAUUGAUCCAACAUUUACAAAAACAUGUCAUCCAAAUUUUGUUUUCUGGGCAUAGAAGCCACUGUGGCGUCAGUACUAAAACAAAUAUUUAAACAAAUCUGAUCAGAGAUUCUUUUCAGCGACAGUUGUGUCUUUAGGUUAGACUACAGUCCCAGAUUUCAUAGUUCUGCAUUUAGGAACAAAAGUACCCUGACCCCUAAAAUGGUUUUAUUUUACCUUGGAUGUAUUUUAGGUAUUGCUGUAAAUAUAUGAAAAGGAAUUAAAUCAGAUUGUUUAGUUUAGUUUGUAAGUACUGCUAAAAACUUAGUCGUUUUUCUAAUUUAUUUAACGUUUUUCUAUUUAUUAAAAUAAUGAGAAUAGAUUACAUUAGCCCGCUUGUGUAAGAAGCUGCUGGAUUGUUGAUGUGAUUGGUCUGAUUGCUCGUUCUAGGAGGUUGGCUGCAGUCAGCAUGCUCUACAUGUGGAAUGAAGGGAGUUUCCAGGAUUUUGUAAAUUAUAUCAACAGGAUGAGAAAAACAAUCCAGGAAACACCUUGAUUUGCAGAAUAAAUAUCUUGGCUUGUGGCUGGACAAUAAGCUGGACUUUACAAGCAACACAAAGCACCUCGCCCAGACCAGGAUGUACUACUGAGAUCCUUUAACAUCUAUGAAAAGCUGCUGGGGUUGUUUGACCAGUUUGCUGUUGCCAGCAUUUAGUGAUGCGCUGUGGUAUGCUGGGGUAGAAGCAUCUCAAAGGCUGACCUUUCCAGGCUGGAGAAACAAAUCAAGUAGGCUGGCUCAGUGGUCGGUAUGAGGCUGGACUCUGGCAACAGUAGCAGAGAGGAGAACGUUGCAGAAACUCCAGGCUAUUAUGGACAAUGCCAGCCACCUUCUUCAUUCUGUCAUCAGCAGCCAGGAAAGCAGGUUCAGUAGGAGACUGCUUCUUCUAAAGUGCAGGACCAACAGACUGAGGAAGUCCUUUGUCUUUUGUGCAAUGAAAUUGUUCAACUCUUCACUGGAGGUUAGAAGGAAGGCUAACAGGAGUACAACAAAAACAGUGGGACUAUAGAUGUUUAUGUAUUUUUUAAAAAACAACAUUAAUUUAAGUAUUUGAUGUAUGGGUGCUCUGCGACAGAUGGGAAUUACAAUUUCCCUAAGGGAAAAUCCUAAAGGGAUUAAUAAAGUUUCUAUCCAUCUGUCUGUCUGACUGUCUGCCCGUCCAUCAGGUCAUCCGUCAGUCUGUCUAUUGUUAUCUAAUCUCAUCUAUCCAAAGCAGGUUGAUUUGUCAGACAUUGCUUUCCCAAGUACUAAUGUUUCCUUUUGGAACAUGGCUUAACACUGCGAAAUGUCAAACACAGAUCUAACUUUCCUAAAACACAUUUAAUCAGGGCUAAAAUGGAAAUCCCAUAUUCUCAAUCUGUGUGUGACGAUGUUUAAUGUAUGCGUGUUUGUGUUAGUAUUAUUAUUUCUGGAGAAACUAUAUGUUUUCCCACUUUGGGCAUUCAGGGAGGGAAUUCGUUUGAAGCAGGGUUCAUUGGUCCUGCUGAGGUCUGGGCCCUGCCCUUUCAAAUCACGGAUAAACUUUAUCUGAAAAUCUGAUAUCUGCAAGAACCAUUUUACUCAACUUGUAUAUAAAAAAAACAGAGUUCA
Xiphophorus maculatus (southern platyfish) is the source of this 4956-nucleotide messenger RNA. RefSeq names its product two pore segment channel 2 (gene tpcn2). Gene Ontology annotation, biological process: monoatomic ion transport; transmembrane transport. The record is from RefSeq and is a predicted model, not a curated record. The transcript has 25 exons. Bases 251 to 2581 code for a protein of 776 amino acids. Gene Ontology annotation, cellular component: lysosomal membrane. Lineage: Eukaryota; Metazoa; Chordata; Actinopteri; Cyprinodontiformes; Poeciliidae. Gene Ontology annotation, molecular function: monoatomic ion channel activity; voltage-gated channel activity.